GCAUCCCGCAUCCCGAUGGCCCCCUGGACGGCGCUGCUGCUCCUGGCCGCCCUGAUCCUGGUCGCCUCCUCUUCCUCCUCCUCCUCCUCCUCCUCCUCCUGGUCCUCGUCGGCGGCGGGGACCCCAGUGGACCACCCACUGAAGCCAAGGCGCGUGAAACUGCUGUCCACUAAAAUGGGCCUGAAGGUCACGUGGGAUCCUCCCAAAGAUGUCUCCAGUAGACCUGUGGAGCAUUACAGCAUUGCCUAUGGGAAGUCACUGAAAAGUCUUAAGCACAUCAAGGUGAAUGCGGAGACCUAUUCCUUCCUUAUUGAGGAUGUGGAGCCUGGGAUAGUGCACUUUGUGCUGGUCACGGCAGAAAACCGCAAUGGAGUCAGUCGCCCGGUUUACAGAGCCGAGAGCCCACCCGGAGGUGAAUGGCUCCAGAGUGAUGGUUUUCCCAUUAAGGGUCCAGCACCAUAUAAUGAGACCGUCACAGAAAAGGAAGUGCCCAACAAGCCCUUGCGCAUGCGUGUCCGGCCCUCCGAGGACAGGCUGUCCGUGGCAUGGAAGGCACCACGCCUGUCUGGAGCCAAGAGCCCUCGCCGAUCCCGGGGCUUCCUUCUGGGCUACGGGGAAAGCGGCCGGAAGAUGAAUUAUGUCCCGCUGAGCAGAGAUGAGCGGACGCACGAAAUCAAGAAGCUCGCCUCCGAGUCAGUGUACGUGGUCUCCCUGCAAUCUAUGAACUCCCAAGGGCGGAGUCAGCCCGUCUACAGGGCUGCCCUCACGAAACGCAAGAUUUCAGAAGAGGACGAACUGGAUGUACCCAAAGACAUUAGUGUCCGGGUGAUGUCAUCCCAAUCCAUGCUCGUGGCCUGGGUGGAUCCCCUUGUGGAAAAACAGAAGAGAGUUGUCGCAUCAAGACAGUACACCGUGCGCUAUCGUGAGAAGGGGGAGUCGGCCAGGUGGGAUUAUAAGCAAGUUGCUAACAGGCGUGCGUUGGUGGACAACCUGAUCCCAGACACCGUGUAUGAAUUUGCAGUCCGCAUCUCACAGGGUGAAAGAGACGGCAAGUGGAGCACGUCUGUCUUCCAAAGAACGCCGGAAUCUGCUCCCACCACAGCACCUGAGAACUUGAACGUCUGGCCAGUGAGUGGCAAACCCACGGUUGUCACUGCCUCCUGGGACCCACUACCAGAAACUGAGGGGAAAGUGAAAGAAUACAUUCUUUCAUACGCCCCGGCUCUCAAACCAUUUGGAGCAAAGUCGCUUACCUUCCCCGGACGCACCACAUCUGCCCUGGUGGACGGUCUGCAGCCUGGGGAACGCUAUCUGUUCAAAAUCCGGGCGGCAAACAGGAGAGGCCCCGGGCCACACUCCAAAGCCUUCAUUGUCGCUAUACCAACCAGUGACAGCGAGCCCAGGGUCCACACUGAAGAAAACUGGAAACCCAGGAACCUCGGGCCUGCCUCACCUGCUCCCAAAGCCCCGGCGUCCUCAGAUCACACUGCCCCGGGCAGAAAUGUCAAGGAUGCUCUACUUGACUUGAAAAACAAAAUACUGGCCAAUGGUGGGGUGCUCAGGAAACCCCAACCCCGCCCCAAGACGGGAGAAUUGGCUCUUCAGUCCACAGAAGUCACUGGUGAGGAGGAGGAAGUAGAUUCCCUGGAGGGCCCACGUGCGUCUCCCUCAGAAACUCAAGACCAGAGGCUAGCGCUGAGGCCACCAAGUAGACCUGGCCACUGGGUCCCAGCUCCCGGAAGGCCUCCAUCGAGGGCCGGGUCAUCAGUGCUGACCCGAAAGGAAGGUGUGGACAGGCAUGGCCCCUCACAGGCUUCCCACCCUCGCCAUAGGGUCUCUCCCUCUGGGGAGGCCUCUUCUGCCCACCAUCAGCCCAGCUCCAUCGACAAUGACUCUGUGGACUCCGAUGAGGACGUACAAACAGACAUCCCACAUCCUAAGGCAACCUCCUCCUCCCAGCCACUCCCUCCCAGGAACGCGGCCCAGCGCCGGCCAGACCUGUCCCCCAGCCGACUGGCAUUCCCGGGUAUCUCCCGUGACAGGAGCCCCGUGCAGCUGGGGGCAAAACCAGCCUCACCCACGCGCCGGCGGCCCCAUGCCUCCCCCUCGGGAGAGGAGGACCCCAUCGCCCCAGCCCCACCCUCGAGACUUUCUCCAUCACACACGGGGUCCUCUCGGUCCCAAGCACCCCCCAGGCCCCCGCUCUCUAGGGGCUGGAAGGAUGCCCAGGCCUCCAGCUCCCGCACUGCCGCAUCACCGUCCAGGACAGAAGCCUCUGAGGAAGGGGACGCUUCUGAUGGCGGGGUCGGCGGUGACAGACGUGCCGAAGAGCCUGAGCGGCAAGCAGAGGUCACGGUCCCCACCCAGAGGGCCAGGCCUGCCCCUGGACACUUGGGUUUGCUCCGGAAUAAACCCUUCGCUGCCAAUGCCAGGACUCCACACAGGUCCCCCAGUGGCCGGGGACUAGCGACACAGCCCUCUGGGUCCUUGGCCCGCCCUCAGCCAGACUCUCACCCUCAGCUUGGCUCAGACGUCCAUGGAGACGGGGACGAUGAGGAGCCACUUGCGGCCACUGUGGUCAAUAAGCACGUGUCUUCCUCCUCCAGGCUCCCCGGGGGCUGGGAUCCCCGAAGAGGUCCCCAGAGAGGGACCAGCCUGUACCGGAAAGAGCCCAUCCCGGAGAAUCCUGAAUCUGCGGAGACAGAUGAGCGUCCGGAGAGCAAAUCUUCCAGCCUGCCUCCCAAGGCCCAGGAUAUCCAACAGAGCACUGACAUGGCCAUGGGCCGCCGGGGGUCCCCUGCACGUCCUCCACCAGUGAGGUUGCAACCCUACCCCGGCUCCAGUGUCCCCAGAAGAAUGGCCCCCGGCCGGGCCCCAGAAAAGCAGCAUGAGGUCUCCAUGCCCCAGGGCAAGGAUGCCGAGCGGUCGCUCUCCCAGCCCAAGCUGGCCCUUGCCCCCACGUCCCAGGGCAGCGUCCACUCCUUUUCAGAUCCACACACGGCGAGCUCGCGUGGGGUGCUCCGCUCGGCGCCCCGGGGCCAGGACGGGAAUUCCCAGGACAGCUACGAUGACAAUAGCACAGAAGUUGAGGACCCUGAUGGCCAGACCCCUGCCCACGCUGACCGCACCAAGGAUGCCACCCCGGCUCUUUUCAAGCACCGUCACGUGGGGUCUCCGGUAGAAAACAGCGAAGACAGAUCCCCGAGGCCUAGCCGGCCCAGUAGUGCCCAUCCCCGCCUACGUGUCCCUGGCAAGACAGGGGUCCAGGCCAGCCCUGGGAAGAAGACCCCACCUUCCAAGCACCCCCAGCCACCCAAAUCUCAACAGUCAGUCUCUGCUGAGGAAGAGGAGGAGGAGGAAGAUGAGGGCUUUUUGAAAGGGAAGGAGGACCUUCUGUCUGCCUCUGCCUCCAAGUGGUCCUCUACCUCCAGGGGUAGCAAAUACGGUGACAGGGGCGUUGACAAGGACAAGGCGGCCAUUGCGAUAGCCCCCCGAGGGAGUCCGGUGCAGGAAGAGCGCGACACCCCUGGAAAGCGACCUCAUGCCCCACCUCCAGGCGGCCCCCCAAUGGCUUCACGACCCCCUACUCCUCGCCCUCCUGGCAGCUCUGAUCCCAUCGCUGGCACCCACUCCUGGCCAAGGCACACCACCCGGGCCCCUCCCAGCUACUCCUCCACCACACCCAUGCUGUCUUUGCGCCAGCGAAUGCAGCGCAGGUUCCGGACCCCUGUCUCACGCCAGCCUGUGAGGCCCUCUCACACGCAAGGUUAUAAUGGCAGACCAAAUGUAGAAGAGAAAAUACCUCCUGGUAGUAUUGGAAAACCGAAUGGACAAAGAAUUAUCAAUGGUCCUCAAGGAACAAAGUGGGUUGUGGACCUGGACCGUGGGUUAGUGCUGAAUGCAGAAGGCAGGUACCUCCAAGAUUCACAUGGCAACCCUCUUCGCGUGAAGCUGGGCGGAGACAGCCGCACCAUCGUGGAUCUGGGAGGGACCCCUGUGGUGAGUCCUGAUGGGCUUCCCCUCUUUGGGCAGGGGCGACACGGCAAGCCCUUGGCCAGUGCCCAGGAUAAACCCAUCUUGAGUCUUGGAGGGAAGCCUUUGGUGGGCUUGGAGGUCAUCAGAACGACUACCCAUCCCCCUCCCACAACCAUGGCACCAAGCACAACCACCACCACCACCGUGCCCACCACCACAACUCCCAAACCCACAACCACCACCACCCGCCGCACCACCACCCGCCGCACCACCACGACCACGCGACCCACGACCACAGUUCGAACCACUCGACGGACAACCACCACCGCUGCCACCACCACCACCACCACCACCACCACCACCACCACCACCACCCCCACCCCGGAACCCUCCACCCCUGCCCCUACCUGUCCCCCAGGGACCCUGGAACAGCAUGAUGAAGAUGGCAACCUGAUAGUGGGCUCCAGUGGGAUCCCAGAGUGCUCCCCUGAGAAAGAUGAAUUCUCAGGCCAGGAGGCCGACACCGCAGUUCCCACAGAAGAGGCCUACGUUGUGUACGAUGAAGACUAUGAAUCUGAGACCACGAGGCCACCACCCACCACCGUGCAACUGACCACUGCUGCCACGCCGAAGGUCAUCCCAGAGGAAGGCACAGUCAGCUCUUUCCCCGAGGAAGAAUUUGAUCUGGCUGGAAAGAAGCGAUUUGUUGCUCCAUAUGUGACAUACCUAAGUAAAGAUCCGUCUGCCCCAUGUUCUCUGACGGAUGCUCUAGAUCAUUUCCAAGUGGACAGCCUGGAUGAAAUCAUCCCGAGUGACCUGAGGAAGGGUGACCUGCCUCCUCAGCAUGCUCCCCGCAACAUCACUGUGGUGGCCAUGGAAGGCUGCCACUCGUUUGUCAUUGUGGAUUGGAAUAAAGCCACCCCUGGAGAUGUGGUCACAGGAUACUUGGUAUACAGCGCAUCCUAUGAGGACUUCAUCAGGAAUAAGUGGUCCACCCAAGACUCAUCAGUGACCCAUUUGCCCAUCGAGAACCUGAAGCCAAACACAAGAUACUACUUUAAGGUUCAAGCUAAAAAUACUCACGGCUAUGGGCCCAUCAGCCCUUCGGUCUCAUUCGUUACAGAAUCAGACAAUCCUUUGCUUGUGGUGAGGCCACCAGGUGGUGAGCCCAUAUGGAUCCCAUUUGCUUUCAAGCAUGACUCCAGCUACACAGACUGCCACGGGCGGCAAUAUGUGAAGCGGACGUGGUACAGAAAGUUUGUGGGAGUCGUUCUUUGUAAUUCACUAAGGUACAAGAUCUACCUCAGCGACAACCUGAAAGAUACGUUCUACAGCAUUGGAGACAGCUGGGGACGAGGUGAAGAUCAUUGCCAGUUUGUGGAUUCACAUCUUGAUGGACGAACAGGACCUCAGACCUAUAUAGAAGCCCUUCCCAACAUCCAAGGCUACCAUCGCCAGUAUCGCCAGGAGCCCGUCAGCUUUGGCCACAUUGGUUUCGGAACCCCUUACUACUAUGUGGGCUGGUACGAGUGUGGGGUCACCAUCCCUGGAAAGUGGUGACCACAGGACCAGCCUGCUGCAAACACGCCCUCCUAGCCUCGUCGACUAACUUGCACUAGGGGCUGUGAGCAAGAGAAAGACAAUGUUCCAAGCCUUCUGCCCCUGGGUAUCAGGAGGCUGCAGGAUGGACACAGGACAAUUUGGUCAUCUUCAGUCUGACCUGGACUACAGACAGGGCUCAGUUUUGCUGAAACUUCAUGUUACCACAUUUUUGUGGUUCAUGAUAGCACAUUCCAGUGACAUCAAAAAAACCAGCAGCAGACCCAGUGCGAUUUUCAGACCCUCCCGUAUCUCUAGGAAACAGCGAUAGCACACGGUGCUUGCUUCAUAGACUGCUCCUGCUCUUCUCACUGCUGAUGCCUCCCACGUCAGCUCAGUUUAAGCUUCAGAUCUCUCUGUAUGCCAUAGAACUGAAUUGCCCCGAGCACCACCGAAGGAAAUUUACCCACCUUCCCAUUUCCUCUGUGGACUUACCCACUGCUACACGAAAUGCAACAAAUCUUAUUUGUAAAUUCCCAAUUUUGAUAUAAAUAUAUAUGUGUGUAUAUAUGCAUAUACAUAUCUACACUUAUCUGCAAGAAUAUUGAUUAAAAUUGCUAACUUUAUUGUUCGCUAGAUAAA
Molecule: messenger RNA, 6156 nt
Organism: Jaculus jaculus (lesser Egyptian jerboa)
Lineage: Eukaryota; Metazoa; Chordata; Mammalia; Rodentia; Dipodidae
Gene: Fndc1
Product: fibronectin type III domain containing 1
Exons: 23
Coding region: 16-5535 (1839 amino acids)
Molecular function (GO): protein binding
Source: RefSeq, a predicted model, not a curated record